GAUGAAAUUUACAAAAUAUGUUUUCUUUACUUUGCAGCAGGCAUCAGUGAUAAAUAUUUCUACAACAGACCUGGAGAUGAUGUCAUCCUGCCAUGUGACAGUGUGUCAUCAUCUGAUACAUGUUCCAGUGUUUACUGGUUAUUCAGCACAGAGUGGUCUGACACUAUAUUUGUGAUCAUGAAAGGAAAUGUUGUGAUGAACUCAGCUCGAGCUGCGAGACUGAGACUUUACAGUAACUGCUCUCUGCUCAUCAGCAACAUCACUGCUGAGGAUGCUGGUGUUUACAGCUGUCGGCAGGGGAAGAUCAGCCAAGCUGACAAUCUGUUUCUAAAUAUCCUGACAAUCUCUCCAUCUCCACCAGACGCUGAUCAACAGAGAGACGAUGAAGUGACAUUACGCUGCUCUCUGUUGAGAUACAGAGAUGUCUCUCUCUGUGUAAAGAACAGAGUCCGCUGGGUGGAUGAGACAGAAGCUGAGCUGCCUGGUAUCCAGAAUGACUCUGUCCACCACACGGACUGUGUCUCUGUUUUGAAAGUGAAGCGUCAGAGUGGAAACAACAAGAGAUACACCUGCCAGUUUGUUGAUGAGAGAAACAGUGUGAUGAUACAGACUGACUUCACACCUUUCAUCACAGAUGCCCUCUACGUCAUCAACGCUGCAGUGGUCCGGGUGGUGGUGCUGGUGGUGCUGGUGGUUCUGGUCGGCGUCACUGUUGUUCUCAUCAAAUGCAGGAAAAGAACCAAAGUGACAGACGGUGUUCGAAAACCAAUCCACCACAGUGACGAGCCAGAGGUUAAUCUGACCUACAUCACUGUCAGCCAUGAUAAUCAAAGAGCCUCCCCCGAGAGAAGGGUCAAACAGGAGGAGAAUGUGACGUAUUCUACCAUCAAGACUCUGUGAUGAAGACAGACAUAUGAUCCCAUCCCAGCGGCUUCAAUAGCAAUGUCAGCUACCAAAAUAAAGGAGAGGUCAGUGUAUGUAUAAAACCCGGUGCCAGUGUUUUCUGUAUAUGUCAGAGAGUGGAAAGUCACAUUUGUGUCUCAGUGUUUCUAUCAAAUGUCAAGCAGUUGUGUAUGGUUUGCUUUUGUCUGCAGUAAGAUGGUUGUUUUUACAAACAGCACACUGAUGGUGGAGGGAGCUGGUGAUUUAUUACAUUACCUGCAUCAGUGCAGGGAGGUAAAUGCAUGAAGACAAACUGUAAACUACAAUUCAGAACAUGAUUGUUUGUUACCACAAGUGAAAGUUUGUAGUGCUCGAUGAGCAAACACAAAGCAUUUACAGUUAUUAGAAAUAUUUCAGUCCAGUCCAUCAGUUCAGUGCUGCAACUAAUAAUAAUCAUCCUGAACAGUCAAGAGUUGUUGCGUAUUGUAGCAUCCAAGGGUUCCCUUCCCUUUAUGUUUUUAUUUGACCAUUUUAUUUAGUGUCAUAUUGUAUUAGCACUGCAAUAAUAUGCAUUAAAAAAAGGUUCAUUGGA
Molecule: messenger RNA, 1474 nt
Organism: Seriola aureovittata
Lineage: Eukaryota; Metazoa; Chordata; Actinopteri; Carangiformes; Carangidae
Exons: 6
Coding region: 178-900 (240 amino acids)
Biological process (GO): interleukin-15-mediated signaling pathway; positive regulation of ERK1 and ERK2 cascade; T cell activation
Cellular component (GO): membrane raft; external side of plasma membrane
Molecular function (GO): MHC class II protein binding; protein tyrosine kinase binding
Source: RefSeq, a predicted model, not a curated record